AGUAUAGUGAGGUGUGUAGCCUCUGUCAGCUAGCCUGGCACUUUAUAUGUGCUAAUAGUGGGGAAGUUUAAUAGGUUGCUGUCUUGGCAUAGGCUCCCACCACUACAGCGUUUAAGGACAGAUGGAAUGGUUUAGGACCCUGCAUUUCAGCUGGUGUCUAUGUGCGUGCUUUUUUUAUUGAAUUGAUCUGCAUAAUGAUUUUAAAGAAUUUUUUGCCACAAAAUCUUACUGAUGGGAAAUUUUGUAUGCAGUCAAAGAAUACACCUGAGUUAAAUAUAGGGUUAACUGUCUAGGGGUGUUGUUGGGGAGCACGUUUGGAGAGAAUUCAGACUUUGGAUAUACUGAAUACUUGACCAGUGGGCAAGCAAAGGAGAUUACAGCCCAUUAUACUUGUCCACAAGUGGAUUUAUGAAGUUCGGGAGCAGAUGAAAAAGUGUUACAACUUCAAAUACUCGAGGAGAUUUGGGAUAUCUAAAUUCUUACAAGCCUAUCUGUUGUAGGUGAGGACAAGCACACGACAGGAUCAAAAUGGCAUUAGUUUAAAGAUCCCGGGUUUAAUACACUUUACCUUUCUAGAGCGUGCUGACCUCCGCAGAAUUAUGAAUAUAAGUUAAAUAUUGCUGAGGUCAUUUUUCACCUGCAGUGGAAUUUAAGACAUGGUGUUUUGGAUAAAUUGGAGUGGAGAAUAAUCGCCUCUAUUACUGUGUGGUAUCACCUAGUUUGACUACAAGUUGGAUCUAUAUUCAAGUUUGAUUAAAAAGAAACUUUCUUAUCGCCAAUAUUUAACAUAGCAGGAAUUUUUACCUGUCAUUCAAGGAUUGUGUUUUUCCCCCCAGUGUUUACCUUAUAGAAAACAGGUACUGGAUGUGAUCGACGAAAGUGGAACAGGUUAGCUGUAGGAGGUCACACAGAACUGACCGGAUGGUUUAGGACCAGGAUGUGGUAUUGGACACUGCCCUCGGAUUAUAUGUGUGUGUAAGACAUGUGCCCGUUCUUGGUGAACACCGCUGUCCAGUAUGUGUGAGGUGGGGCAGUUUGGCCCGACCCUGUCCAGUCUAUUGGUACUGGUCAUCUUAUGUACCUCCUGGUCUGAUUCCAGCCAUCACCAUGUCCAGUCCUUCCCUAGGGAAUUCGACUUUAGAUACACCUCCUAUGAAGAAUUGUCCAGCAUGCAGCAGGUUUUCUACAUUUUCCACAAUGAUGACCUGGAAGGUUACGUACAGUUGACCGUAGAUAUGCCGAGGGACCAGCUCCUAGUGGGCGCCAGGGGCGUGUUGUUCCGGAUGAGUUUGGAUAACCUGACGGUCAUACAGUCAGUCGAGUGGAGAUCCACGGAGGGAACACGUAUGCUGUGCAACAAUAAGGGGGUGGAUCCGAGUGAGUGUUAUAACUUUGUUCGGGUCCUGCUGGUUCACGAGGACCAAGUGAUCACAUGUGGGACCAACUCAUACAAACCCAUCUGUACCUGGCGACAGCCUGAAGAUCUCAGCAACAUUACACAAGAGGAAGGUGGUAUCGGAUUCUGUCCACUUAACCCCAACGAAAACUCCACAUCUCUCAUGACCACGGAUGGCAACUUUUACAGUUCAACGCCUGUCGACAUCACAGGCCGGGAAUCCCUUAUUUAUAGAAUCUACGGGGACAGAUCACAGCUUAGAACGUUGGCAAAUUCUAAAUGGCUCAACGAGCCAGAUUUUAUAAGUUCCUAUGAAAUAGGAGAUUUUGUUUACUUUUUCUUCCGGGAAGUGGCAGUAGAGUAUAUAAAUUGUGGUAAAAGAGUCUAUUCUAGAGUAGCCAGAAUCUGUAAGACUGACCGGGGAGGAAAUGUGGUGUUGGAGGAUAAAUUCACCACCUACCAUAAGGCCAGGAUGAACUGCUCUCUGGCCGGGGACUACCCGUUCUAUUUUGAUGAGGUUCAGGCCACACAUUUAUUAACAACAGACAACGGAGAUAAAUUCCUUUAUGCUAUUUUUACUACCCCAAUGAACAGUAUAGCGGGGUCAGCUAUUUGUAUGUUUAAUAUGACAGCAUUCCACACGGCUCUGACAGGGCCUUACAAAUACCAACAAAACGAUCGGUCGGUGUGGGAACCGUACGAAAAUCUCAACCCACUCAUAGAGUGCCCUCCUGAUGACACAACUAACAAGAGGACAGCAGACGAUAGUCUACUGAACAAAGCUGAACAACAGAUAAUGAAUGCCCAGGAGUUCCAGAUGAUGGACCUCGCAGUACAGCCCACCACUAUACAGCCUGCUCUAGUAGGGCAGAAUGAAAGGUGGACACAUGUGGUGGUGGAUUACGUGGAGGGGAAGCACCACUCGUACAAAGUCAUAUUCCUCGCCACGGCCACCGGCAACGUCCGUAAAAUCACCACCAUCCCCGACAUCAGGGAUACCUGUCUUCUGGAGGAAAUCAAAGUGGUGCCAAAUGGCCACCACAAACCAAUCAAGACCCUUGUUAUAGACAAACAAGUGGGAGCCAUCUUUGUUGUAACCCAUGGUAGCCUAAUCAGAAUCCCCCUCCACAGAUGUGAGCGGUUUACGACCCGAGAUCUGUGCCUGAAUGCCAUGGACCCGUACUGUGGGUGGAACCAGGCUAUUGACCAGUGUACCACCGCCCCUGACGGGAUGCCGUCCCUCCACUACUGGGAACAGGCCAUGACCUCCUGUCCUGUUGUUGAACACCCAGUUGAUGGUUGGUGGUCUGUUUGGAGGCAAUGGUCCUCUUGCCAACAAACGGUGAAUGAUCCAGCAGCUGGCAGCUGUUUCUGUCGCACAAGGUCAUGUGACAACCCAAAGCCUCUAUAUGGCGGUGCGGAGUGUCCAGGGCAGAAUGUCGAGGUGGUCAACUGUACCAUGCAUGGUCAGUGGACAGACUGGACCGAGUGGUCAGUUUGCUCCAUCACCUGCGGUUUUAACGGUACAAGGACACGCCAGCGUUACUGUAGCAACCCGCCACCGAAGUAUGGCGGUAACCCCUGUGUGGGUCCCACCAUGGACGAGGGAUACUGCCCCGGUAAUCCUAGCUGUCCAGAACCCCCUGUAGACGGGGGUUGGGCGCCUUGGACAGAGUGGGCCGAGUGUUCAGCCAGGUGUAACGGUGGGAUCCAGUCACGGCGGCGAGCGUGCAGUAGUCCCGACCCUGAGCGGGGCGGGGCCCCUUGUGAGGGUAACACAGAUGAGUGGAGGAUGUGUAACACCUAUGUGUGUGAUGAGCUUCAGCGCAUGACACCGUGGAGCCCAUGGUUCCGAAUUAAUUCCACACAAACAGGGGCAUUUGAGGAACGAUUCCAAUUUAUGUGUAUGGCAAAUGUGCCCGAUGUUAAGCAGAUAAAGGCAUCUCAUGCUAAAACUCACAUGCGAUAUUGUGACUACAAUAGUGGGGACUGUUAUCGGCCAGAUGAUAUCCGCAAUUUAACACAACACGGAGGGUGGUCGCCGUGGAGUGCUUUCACCAAGUGUACUACCUACUGUGGGGGCGGUACCCAGCAACGUCACAGGACAUGUGACAGCCCUCAGCCAUUCGGAUCCGGUCAGGACUGCAUCGGGGAGGCAGUGGAAACCAGGACUUGCCACACACAUUCCUGCGAGGGUCAAUGGAGUUGUUGGUCUGAAUACUCGGCGUGCUCUGUGAGUUGUGGGCGUGGCACGAGAGUGAAGGUGAGGAAGUGUCGGAGUCCAGUACCCGGUUCCACCUACACGCUACAGUGUCCAGGGACACACGAGAAUGUCGUUAUGUGCUAUAUGUACCCGUGUAAUGACACUUAUGGCUGGGAUGAAUGGUCGCAAUGGACUCCAUGUAGCUAUGAUGGAAUCCGGUUCCGACAUCGGUCAUGUCAUGUGAUCUAUCCAAAACCUGACCAGUGUCAAGGUCAACGUAUGGAAUCCAUGUCGUGUCUCGACAGUGAUCGUGAAGUAAAAGUCCAGUCGGUGAUCGACCGUUCCGGUAAGGAAGGGCCGACGUAUAAAUUCUUCCAUCUGAUAGUCGUCGGAUCAACUGCCUUUGUCUUUGGGAUAAUGUGUACUGUCGGUAUCUACUUGUGCUGGAAGAGCUGCCACAGUUUCAGAAAACUGGAUCUGGAAAAGGAACGGAAGAAAAAUGAAUCCAAAAAUAACAAAAGCCGAAAAUCCUCUUUUGCAUCUCAACUAAGUUUAGACUUCUUAACUGUAAAUAACAAGAUCUACGAUUGCAGUACUUUGCCACUACCCAAAGAAAGGUACAUGAAAAGAGACAAUUCCUUCAAGAAAACAAGCAGUCAAUCUAUGUUAAGGACAGACUUCUCCAAUUUUGAUUUGUAACCUGUAAUUGUUCUAUACUCCACCCAUUCCCAUGGGCAGCUAAACCCCGGAUCAUUUAUCUGAUAUUCUUUCCUCUUUGAAUAAUGAAACGAAUGAGUUACCUGUUUGUCCCUUACUUAACGAAUUAGUACAGUUAUCUGCUACGGCUGAUUUCUAAUAACACAUUAAAACCUGUAUGUAAGGUAGAUAUUAGAUAUUACAUCUUAGAUAUGCUAAAACGGCCUUAAUGUUCAAGUGUUUUUUACAGACGGGUUGUUAUAAUAUAAUAAUAACACCAUUUGCUGUUUUUCUUCAAAUGUCAUUGAUAUAUGGUCGUCAUAAAAAGAUGAGUCUUACAGACGUGUUGUCUUUAUAGGCAAGCGAUCUUUACAGACAUGUGUUCUUAACAGAUUCAACUGUAUUAUGAGAAUGGCAAAAAAAUAGUUAUAUAAUAUUUUUUAAGUAUUUGAUCUUACCUUAAGUAUGAUAACAAUAUACAGGCAUUGGUUCCACACACGUCAGUUAAAUUCACCAAUGCCACUGCCCAGUCGAAAUAAAAAUCAAAGUUUAGCUUUGUUUUGUAAAUGGCAUAUUGACAAAAUUGAAAUGUGUAAUACAUUUUAAACUUCACGAAACCUGUAUACACUGUAUUUAGAAUUGCAAUCAAUUAAGUGAACGCUCUUGGAGAAUGUUUUAGAGUGUGUUACUUAUUUCGUCGAGAUACGGGUUCAUGUAAUGAUUGAAUGCGCCGAUUUAGAAAAUAAUGUUACGAGGUGUUUUUUUUUAUUGAUUAUAUUUUUCAUUUAACACACCAUUUUACAUUUACUGGGUUUUAUUUCACGCUUUUAGACACUUACUUGUACAUGUAUAUACCGAUAGUGCGCGUGCUGUUAAAGGGGACCACUUUCUUCGGGAAUUGAUUAUUCCCCUCUGCGUACACUGUUUAGGAUAAUACAUAUAGUAUUUGGCAGUUGUUUACAUCCCAUAUAAUAUGAAUUGUUGUGUGCAUGUUACAUUUGUAAUACAAAGAAAAUCAUGAAAAUAUUUUUUCAUGUUCAAGCAUGUAGUUUUCAUGCAACGUUUUGAAGAAUGGGUUCACGUUUCGUCUGAAAUAUCAGUCCAAUAUAAUAUUUAUGUCGAUUCAACAUUAGGCUGUUUCUAUCUUACAUCUGAUUAUCAGAAUUAAUCUCUGUUUAUCUCUUAAUUGUGAAGGAUAUGUAAACAAAUGUAGUCACUGAAACAUCCUUUGAUUAGGAUAAUUAAAAUAAUAAUAUUUAAUGAGUCUCAUUACAACGUUAACGAUUUCCAUUAAAAGUUGUAAAUGAGUUUUUAUCAAAAUAGUAAUUAAUUCACGUGUAGUUGUGAAACAUUUGUCUAUUAUCUUCUUUCAAAUAUGAUUUAUUGUACUCGGGAUGAUGUCAUCAUUAUUAUUCUCCUAACAACCGUUAUAUUUAACCUCGACAGUUGAUCAGUGAUCGUCAUUCAUCAACAACAUUGCUCAAUUAAUUACCACCGACAUGUGUGCCAAAGGAGCGUUAUUAUUGUAACUGUAAUCAUGUUAACUGUCGAUAUGUCGUUUUCAAGUCAUUUUCAUUCCAUUUAGUGUCACUAUAGACUUUCAUUUUGUAGAAAGCUUUACGAUGGGAGCGGUUGUGCAAAUGUUGCAUAUGCAUGGUAAACAGUGAUGUGAUUUUAUUAUUUCUGCAAUAUUUGGGAUGACAAAUACUUUAUGAAUUUGUACAUUAAGCGUAAUAUUAUAAUCAUAUUUAUACAAUAUUUAUAAAGUCAGGCGUCAUUGGAAUGUUAUGACGCGUUCCCCUCACUUUAAAUAACGCGAGGUAUAUAAUUUCGCGGAAAGUUUGCAAUUGCGAAUUCGUUCACGUCGCGGAAGUUUCGCAGCACAGUUAAUCCAUCGAUGCAUUGAUGCGUUGUCACUCAUUUUACGAUUUCAAAUUAUGGGAAUAAGUAAUUUAUAGCCAUAAAAAGUGUUCUUGAAUAUUUAAUUCAUCCAUUAUUCUACAUUUGUGCUCGAACAUGUUCACUAUCGUAACUAAAUAAAACUGUAGGUAAACGUAGAGUGUUCCGAUACAUACCUUUGCGUGGCGUAUCAAUUGAUAUUACUCGUAUUGCGGACACACAGGAAUUAGAACACACUGCUUUACCAACGUUUUGGAAUACUGGUGUUUAAAAUUCCUAAUAUAAACUCUAUACCUAUAUAUACUUCAAUAAACGUUAUUCACAUUUUUUAUUUUUAUUUUUUUUUUUUACAAUGAUGUAUUUAAACAUUGAAAUACGUGUACAUAUUGUUAAUACCAGGAUAUUUAUACUUCUAUACCCUGUAUAUAAGGAUAUACUACUGAACACACAGGUGUUCUAAAUGUUAUUUAUGGUUGGUACGAGAUUGUUAUGUUACAAUAUGACCUUCUGUAUAUAUAUACACUCUAAGUAACUUUAUAUUUCGCGAGAGGUCUGUGCUCGCCAUAAUUCGCGAAUGUAGUCGAUCGCGAAAUUCUAAAGUAAACUCACGUUUGAGCAAUGUGGGUAAACUGUUGUCAUUGUUCAUUUUGCAAAAAGGUCAUUUGAAGUAUAAUUGGGAACAUAUCCAGUUCGCAAGAAUUGAGGCGUGUGAUUUAUCAACUGAAAAAAAGAUGUUCAACAGAUUCCUAUUAGCUAUCCACCAUUGUUUCCAGCUAAAACUGGCCCGAUAGUGAAACUGGAUUACUGAUCCUUCUUGUAUGCAAUAGGGCAGACCUGUCCUCCAAAGCAAUGGUUUCAUAGAGAUAUCUGCGGGCUGGAGGAGGCUGAAUUAAAAUAUUCGACUUAAGUUCAUUAUAUAUUUUACAUUUUCAGUUUUUCAUUAACCGAUAAAUCGACAGAAAUUAAAAUAAGACGAUAAUAUGGCAUUUGUGUUUUAUAACAUAGCUAGUAUACUAUACCUUGAAUAUCACGAAUUUAACAUAAAGAUGAUUAAUAAUCUAACAAUGAAUCACGUGGUGUCUCAUGAAUAGGUAUUUUAAGUACACUGUACACUGCACAAUUAUGAGUAGUCUUAAUAGAAUAUGUAACAAGUGCAAUUAUUAUCAUUUGUAUAAAAUACACGUGUGUACAAAAUAUAAUUUGUUGUUAUCACUUACAAAUCAUAAUACUGCAAAUAUCGUGAUGACAUACAUCCUCAAAUUCAACAAGACCAUUAGCAUUGAGCGAAAAGAUGGUCACAUGAUCAUUUCAAAGCAAUAUAUGAAAAAUGUAACAGUAACAAACCUACAAAAAUCUAUAAACACUGUUCAACAGUGUAAUUUGUCCAUAUAAACUAGAAAAUAGUGCUUCGGGGUCUAAAAGAGGUAUAAAUGGCCUGUAUAGGUACAAGCUAAUAUUGUACACAAUUGGUAAACCUCUCUCUCAAACUUGUAAGAUGAGCUGGAGACUGAUGGUGCGCAUGGUAUUGAUCAAAGUGAUUCUUACACCACUGCAAAUAAAGAAUAUGUAGG
This is a messenger RNA of Mizuhopecten yessoensis (Yesso scallop), 7765 nucleotides long. Its product is annotated as semaphorin-5A-like. The record is from RefSeq and is a predicted model, not a curated record. NCBI's taxonomy places the organism in Eukaryota, Metazoa, Mollusca, Bivalvia, Pectinida, Pectinidae. The transcript is spliced from 22 exons. Gene Ontology annotation, molecular function: semaphorin receptor binding; chemorepellent activity. The coding region runs from base 1017 to 4298 and encodes 1093 amino acids. Gene Ontology annotation, biological process: neural crest cell migration; axon guidance; negative regulation of axon extension involved in axon guidance.